AUGUCAAAAGGUGAAGUACCUUUCAAGAUCCCUGCCUAUCUUGAAGAUAGCAUCGAGGAUGGAAAUCAUUCUUCGGCUGUUAGUAGCUUCACACGACCAGCACUUACUCUUCAGAUGCCUAGCAAGGACAAGUCGACCAUCUCGCCUGCUAAAGACAUUCAGAAGCACCCCAGUCCGGGAAUUAGUCCUACGACUGCACGCCCGCAAAGUAGCUUGAGUCGCAUGAGCAGCCGUAGAAGCUAUGGUCCUAACUUCCAUCUGCCAAGUGAACCUGUUUCUUUCGACAGACCAUCUACAGCUACAAUGGACGAAGAGGACGAAAACUCGGACUCAGACGAUGGUCUGUUUGCUAGACCAUUGACAAAGAAAGACUCGAACGAGAGUCUUUUCGCCAUUCCAUUGGCGAACAAAGUCAAAGGGAAGCAAUCAAAGACUUCUCUGAUACAGGAUCAGGCCGAAAGCUCUACCUCACAGCAAGAGCAAGUCAUCAAAACCAAGGCCUCUCAACAGAACAUGAGAUUUACCGCGUCUCCCGAUCCUCUGGAUGAGAGCGAAAAACCACAUCCAGAGUCUGCAGUAUCUGCAGCUUGGUCAACAGAAUCUCCUGAAGAUAGUGCUAGGUUUGGUCGUCGUGAGAGUUUCGCCAGUGAUCUAUGGGCCAACCGUCCUCCUCCCGAGGCCCUCGUGGAACACCUUGAUGAGUUCUUCCCGAACGUUGAUCUCGAUCAGCCAAUGAUCGAGGAGGAGGGUCAGGAAGGUCAAGCUAGUACCCCAAGCGAGACGCCGAGCGUCCAACCCUCGCAGACAUCCUUAGUGCCCACUGUGGAGCCCAAGGCAGAACAGAGCUUCGUGCCGGUACCCGAUCUUGAAGCUGACAACGGAACACUUGGUAGUGACGAGUCAACUCUUAAGGAAGAUUCUACGCUCAAGAGAGGACACAACAUGCCUUCGGUCGCUCAGAGGAACCUUAGAAAGUCUGGUGGCCUGGGCAGAACCAAAAGCAUUCGUGAAGUCGUGAAAGGCGCGUAUCAGUUGCCUGCUCAGAAGUCGCCAAGCCCGUCAAUCACUUCCUUCUCAUCAAGUCGUGCUCCUAGCGCACAGAUGAAUCGUAGCGCUCUGAACCGCAUGAGUACGCUCAAGUACGGCGGCGAUAUCGUCCGACGUAAGAGCACGAAGAUGUUUGGCGCUCGUAUUGAGCAGAUCAAACCUCCUCGUGGUAGCCGCCUCAUACAGCUGGAAACCAUUCCUCAGGAUACUUUUGCGCUUCAACAUCCCCAACGGCAGCCAACAUUCAAGUGGAUGAAGGGUCAAUUGAUCGGCAAAGGUACCUUUGGCCGUGUGUACUUGGGCAUGAACACCACCACUGGUGAGCUCUUGGCAGUAAAGCAGGUCGAAGUGAAUCCCAAGACCUCGAAUGCGGAUCCCCAGAAAAUUCGCGAAAUGGUCAAGGCCUUGGACUCUGAGAUCGACACCAUGCAACACUUGGAUCACAUGAACAUCGUUCAGUAUCUCGGAUGCGAACGCAAAGAAUACUCAAUCAGUAUCUUCCUCGAGUACAUUUCUGGUGGUAGUAUUGGCAGCUGCUUACGCAAACACGGCAAGUUCGAAGAAUCAGUUGUCAGUAGUUUAACUCGACAGACCCUUGACGGGUUGGCAUAUCUUCAUCGCGAAGGUAUCCUCCAUCGCGAUCUCAAAGCUGACAAUAUCCUUCUCGACCUUGAUGGUACCUGCAAGAUCUCAGACUUCGGAAUCUCCAAGCGCAGUCCGAACCCAUACAACAACGACAUCACCAACAGCAUGCAAGGCAGUGUCUUCUGGAUGGCACCCGAAGUUAUCCGCGCGCAGUCUCAAAGUAGCACCUCAAGCGGUUCUAGCGAAUCUCAAGGUUAUAGCGCAAAGGUCGAUAUCUGGUCGCUAGGCUGCGUGGUUCUGGAGAUGUUCGCUGGCCGUCGUCCUUGGAGCAAGGAAGAAGCCAUUGGUGCAAUCUUCAAGCUCGGCAGUCUUAACCAAGCUCCACCUAUCCCUGAGGAUGUCAGCAGUGUUGUCGGACCUGCGGCUUUGAGCUUCAUGUAUGACUGCUUCACUAUCGACCCUGCCGAUCGCCCUACAGCUGAAACCUUGCUUCGCGCACCUUUCUGUUUCCACGACCUCCACUACAAUUUCUUCGACACAGAACUAUAUGCCAAGAUUCAAGGAGCAUUUGGUCCGUAG
Aureobasidium musti is the source of this 2211-nucleotide messenger RNA. NCBI's taxonomy places the organism in Eukaryota, Fungi, Ascomycota, Dothideomycetes, Dothideales, Saccotheciaceae. The record is from the annotation of a GenBank genome assembly.